CAGGUUUUGGUUGUUGGUGAAAGGUGCCCUUGUAGCGAGGGCAACGAAACCCUAGCGUAGAGUUUGAUAGGCAGUCCGGUAGCUGUCUGUCUCCAACGGUGUGGUGGAUCGUCGAAAGCGGCCCCAGGAUAUUGAUUGCGACGCCUCUUCGAACGUUCCUCGAAAGACGACCAAUUCCGCCACGACGCUCGUUAGACCCUCCCUCCGCCUUGCUUCACCUUCACCGGCCGCGCCGCACAUAGCGUCUUCGACACUGUAGAAUUGUAACACACUGCGCUGCUGCUGCAUGGUUUCUUGCUGGUAGCUGCUGGACCCCUGCCCUCCACCAUGGGAAAGUGGCGCUACGGCGUCGUCCUCGACGCUGGGUCUUCCGGGACGCGCGUCCACAUCUACCGCUGGCUGAACAGCGACGUCGCGCGCAAGGGCGCAACAGACGCACAAUCGCACGCCCUGCCCGUCCUAGAAACAGACAAGAAGUGGACUAAGAAGAUCCAUCCCGGCAUCUCGACCUUCGCCGACCACCCGCACGAUGUCGGGCCCGACCACCUCGCCAAGCUGCUCAGCCAUGCGCUCAAGCACAUGCCGCCCGACGAAGUGUCGAAUACGCCGCUCUUCCUGCUCGCGACGGCGGGCAUGCGCAUGCUGCCGGCCGCACAGCGGAAAGCGGUGCUCCAAGAGGUCUGCGACUACGCGCACAAGAAUACAAAAUUCCAGCUGCCCGACUGCGACGUCCACGUGCAGGUCAUCCCGGGCGAGACAGAGGGCUUGUACGGCUGGAUAGCGGCGAACUACCUGCUGGGCGGAUUCGACAAGCCGCAGGACCACGAGCACGGGAAAGGUCAUAAUACGUACGGGUUCUUGGAUAUGGGCGGGGCGUCUGCGCAGAUUGCGUUCGCGCCGAAUGCGACGGAAGCUGAGAAACAUGCGAACGACUUGACGCUUAUGCGCCUGCGGACCGUCGACGGGACACCGCUGGAGUACAGGGUUUUUGUCACGACAUGGCUGGGUUUCGGUGUCAACCAGGCGCGGCAACGCUACGUGAAGGCGCUUCUCGACUCGACGGCAUCCAACGAGCUGCCAGACCCUUGUCUACCCGCUGGCUUAGAGGUCGAGGUCACAAAAGAUGGGAGUCUCAUUGAGAGCGACGAGGACGACGGCGACGACGACGACGAUGAGGAUGAGAAAGCCGCCGCAGCGAAGCUACACGGGACUGGAAAGUUCCAGGAGUGUCUACACCAGACGUUCCCCUUGCUGGAGAAGGAGAAGGAGUGUUUAGACGAGCCUUGUCUGCUGAAGGGACAGCACGUACCCGCGAUCGAUUUCGAUGUCAACCACUUCGUAGGCGUAUCGGAGUACUGGCACACAACGCAUGGCAUCUUCAAGGACAAGCACGAGGACAAAGCGUACGACUUCAAGACGUACCAAGAGCGCGUGAGCGAGUUCUGCAACCAGGACUGGAAACACAUAAAGAUCGGCAUAGACAAAGGCAAAUGGGGCAAGAAGGUCGACGAAGAGAAAGCACGCGAAGUAUGCUUCAAGGCAUCAUGGAUAAUCAACAUGCUCCACGACGGCAUCGGCGUGCCACGCGUGGGCAUAGAACCGCUCCCCGACGCGAAGAACACCACCAAAGCCGCUCUAGACAACGCGAAAGAGAAAGGCUUCCUCGACCCCUUCCAAGCCGUCAACAAGAUCAACGACGUAGAAGUAUCCUGGACUCUGGGCAAGAUGGUCCUCUACGCAUCGUCUGAAGUCCCACCCCCAGACGAGAAAGCGCUCGCAGUAGGCUUCGGCUCCAAUGAGCCCGGCAUACCGAAAGACUUCCAAUACCCUGGCGGCUCGUACCUCCCAUGGCAACACGACCCACUGGACGACGACAACUGGCACAGGCUCUUCGUUGAAUACCCGUCUCGCAUACCCGCGCUCCUCGUCUUUCUCGUAAUCGUGCUCGUAAUCUUCAGCAUCAUCCUCGGCAAGGAGAAACGCGCGCUCGUCCGGCAGUACGCGGUCUCCCUCCUCAAAAAGAAACCAGGCAAAACGCACACGCCCCUCAAAGGCAAGCGCCGCGGCUUCCUACCCUCAAAGCUCUUCGGGCUGGGCGGGAGCGCAGGACAGGACUAUGAGCGCGUCGACGCCGGCGAGGACGGCCUGUCGCACAACGGCUUCGAGCUCGAAGAAACGUACCUCGAUUCCUCAGAUGAUGACCGCCACUUCUCCGACGAUUCGGAGGGGUCGAGAGUCGGGCGAACGAGUGGCUGGGCGACGCCGCAGAUCAAGACGAGUGAGCCGCUCACUCCUGGCUACUUCGGUACAUCCGGGCAGGCGGAUCUGGUGAGCGCGGGACAAGGGUUAGGGCUGGGGCCGCUGAAUGCGAUUGAUCGGGGCGGAUUGCUGUCCAGGACUGAUAGCAGGGAGAGGAUCAGGAGCAGGGCGAGUAGUCCGAAGAGGGCGAGGAGCAAGAUGGGGAGUCUGGAUGAGUAAAGCGCACGAGCUCGGAGGCUAGAGGUUCGGGAUGUUUGCAUUUGCGAUGGCGUUUAUGUUGGAGUCGGUAGAAUGAGGUAGGGGUUUGGCGUGUUUCUCUUUGCUAUGGUGUUGACGGCGCUUCGGCGCUUGUUUGACGGCGGAAGGACCGUCGGCUCUCUACUGUUGGGCAGAUGAUGGAGUGUUGCUAUACUACGGACAUCAUAUCAAUCAAACAUUCGAU
Macroventuria anomochaeta is the source of this 2701-nucleotide messenger RNA. RefSeq lists its product as uncharacterized. The transcript is spliced from 3 exons. Gene Ontology annotation, cellular component: membrane. The record is from RefSeq and is a predicted model, not a curated record. NCBI's taxonomy places the organism in Eukaryota, Fungi, Ascomycota, Dothideomycetes, Pleosporales, Didymellaceae. Gene Ontology annotation, molecular function: nucleoside diphosphate phosphatase activity. The coding region runs from base 328 to 2478 and encodes 716 amino acids. Gene Ontology annotation, biological process: nucleoside diphosphate catabolic process.